Molecule: messenger RNA, 2390 nt
Organism: Cyprinus carpio (common carp)
Lineage: Eukaryota; Metazoa; Chordata; Actinopteri; Cypriniformes; Cyprinidae
Product: basement membrane-specific heparan sulfate proteoglycan core protein-like
Exons: 12
Coding region: 415-1938 (507 amino acids)
Biological process (GO): cell surface receptor signaling pathway
Molecular function (GO): transmembrane signaling receptor activity
Source: RefSeq, a predicted model, not a curated record
GAGAGAGCGAGUCUGAAGUGUGUGAUAAACUCUGAUCACAGUAACUGGAGAUAUGAGUGGUAUAAAGGCACAGACAUAAAGUUACAGACGUCUGAGCGUUACACUGUAAACAGAGACACUCUCACUAUCAGAGGAGCUACUGAGUCUGAUCAGGAUCAGUUCUGGUGUAGAGGACAGAGAGAUGGACGACCAAACUCAUCACAAUCAAGCUCUGCUGUUUCUCUCACUGUGAAGGAUUCACCCAGAUCUACACUGACUGUGACUCCAGACAGUCCUGUAUUCACUGGAGAGAGAGUCGAUCUGAAGUGUGUGAUUGAGUCUCACAGUGACUGGAGACAGAGAAAUUAUGGGUCUUAUAUCUGGCCAUAUUACUGGACACCUGAGUGGAGAUAUGUGUGGUAUAAAGGCAGUGUAAUGUUACAGACGUCUGAGCGUUACACUGUAAACAGAGACACUCUCACUUUCACAGCAGUAACUACAUCUGAUGCGGGUCAAUUCUGGUGUAGAGGACAGAGAGAUAAAAGACCAAACUCAUCACAAUCAAGCUCUGUUUCUCUCACUGUGAAGGAUUUACCAACAUCUACACUGACUGUGACUCCAGACAGUCCUGUAUUCACUGGAGAGAGAGUCGAUCUGAAGUGUGUGAUUGAGUCUUACAGUGACUGGAGACAGAGAAAUGGCCUGAAAUAUGACCGGAGAUAUGACUGGACACCUGCCUGGAGAUAUGAGUGGUAUAAAGGCAGUGUAAUGUUACAGACGUCUGAGCGUUACACUGUAAACAGAGACACUCUCACUAUCACAGCAGUAACUACAUCUGAUGCGGGUCAGUUCUGGUGUAGAGGACAGAGAGAUGAAAGACCAAACUCAUCACAAUCAAGCUCUGUUUCUCUCACUGUGAAGGCUUUACCCAGAUCUACUCUGACUGUGACUCCAGACAGUCCUGUGUUCACUGGAGAGAGAGUGAUUCUGAAGUGUGUGAUUGAGUCUGACAGAGACUGGAGAUAUGAGUGGUAUAAAGCAGGAAACAACAGUGUAAUGUUACAGACGUCUGAGCGUUACACUGUAAACAGAGACACUCUCACUAUCAGAGGAGCUACUGAGUCUGAUCAGGAUCAGUUCUGGUGUAGAGGACACAGAGAUGAAAGACCAAAAUCAUCACAAUCAAGCUCUGCUGUUUCCCUCAAUGUGACGGAUUUCCCCAGAUCUACACUGACUGUGACUCCAGACAGUCCUGUAUUCACUGGAGAGAGAGUCAAUCUGAAGUGUGUGAUAGAGUCUUACAGUAACUGGAGAUAUGAGUGGUAUAAAGACAGUGUAAUGUUACAGACGUCUGAGCAUUACACUGUAAACAGAGACACUCUCACUAUCAGAGGAGCUACUGAGUCUGAUCAGGAUCAGUUCUGGUGUAGAGGACAGAGAGAUGAAAGACCAAACUCAUCACAGGAGAGUGAACGAAUAAAUCUGUCUGUUAAUGUCUCAGCAGCUUCAUCUUCUCUUCUGGUCACUGGUGUGGUUGUGGGAUUGAGUGUUUGUCUGUUGUUCUUCCUCUCACUGCUGCUGAUGUGGAGAUACAAGAAGAACAAAGAUCAGCAGCGUAACAAUAACCAGACAUCAGUCCCAAAUCAAUCUGCACAAUCUCAACCGGAAAACUUUCCUCUACAGUCUGCAGAUUCUGAUCACAUUUAUGAUGAUGUGACUGAAGUGGAUACGAGAUACAGAGAUGAUCCAGAGCUAUUUUUGGAGGUCACAUAUUCAGAAGUCAUUGUUACAAAAAAUAUAUAUCUGGAUAAAGAUGAUACCAUGACAGAGUCAAAUGAUGUGAUAUACUCAGAAGUCAGCACAAAAGUAAAGAAAUGUAAAAGCAAAGAUGCUGAUGCUGGAGUUGGUGAUGCCACUUAUGCUCAACCUAUUAGGAAGAAGAAUAAAACACGUCACUGAGUGCAGAGAAGACACCAGACGAUUAAAAGAGAUUCACAGCAGCAGACACAGUAAUGCUUGCAUUGCUUAAGAAAUGUGAACUGAUUAUGCACAUGCUUGAUUGAAAUACUUUAGAGAUAUUUAUGCACUGUAUCAUAUGUACAAUCGCAAGUAAUCAAAUCUAUCUAUACAUAUAGUGAAACAUUUUUACCAGUGAGCACUCAUGUUUAACAAAAUUCAGUGUUAACUGCCCUAAAAGUUAUGACAUUAUUCUAUUGGUGCUGAACAACCGUUAAAUAAAUAAUAAAAAAUACAGAAUAAAUAGUAUAAAAUAAUAAAGUCUAAUUAGACACUAGGUUGAUAGGUAAAUAUGUUUGUCUUCUAAAAUAAUGAUUGUCUUUUUGCCAAGUCAUUAAGAUGGAUAAAGAUUUCUCUUAUCCACAUACUGCUUUUUAUAUUAAUAUAUUUGUCAU